CGUGGUGGAAUAAGCUCCAAACCUUCUUCUCAAAAAGAGGAGAGGAGGCCCUUAGCCCAGCAGUGGGACAUUCACAGGCUGUUACGGAUACGUAAAUGGCACAAGAACCUCGCACAAGGGACACAACCUUUUAGUUACUAAGAUAAUCAUGUCGAAGGCAACUUAUCUCCGUAUAUUGGGUUACACGGUGACCAUAGCAAUGCACGUCGGUAACAUAGUGUUUAUGAACUUUUGCAUGAAACGUGAACUGGUCGGUGAUCCAGAGCUAACGACUUUUAGUCAAUUACAACCUCGGUACUUCACUUGCUGGACAUUCUUUCUCCAAAUCUUGUACGCGGUGGUCGGGCUGACAAGCGAUUUCAAAUUAUUAUCGAAUAGCAAAAGUGAUUAUAAGCCCUCUAAGUACUUACAAGGCUUUAGGAACACACUGUUUAGUGCAAUAUUAUGGCCCUCGACAUGGGUCGUUUCCAUUGUAUUUUGGUCACUAUUCUUAUAUGACAAAAAGCUGAUAUUCCCUAGCGUCGCGGCUAAAGUUGUGACACCAGCUUCGAAUCAUAUAAUGCAUACAGCUAUAAUCGGCGUUGUGCUCUGGGAAGUGUGUUUCCAGCCCAGGACUGUGCCUAAAUCGCACAAACGAAAUCUGUGCCAUCUUGCAUUCCACUUAUUGUUAUAUUUUUCCAUAUUAACGUACACGUACGUAGAACGGAGCAUUUGGAUCUAUCCUAUAUUCGAAGUGCUGUAUGGAACAAUAUACUUUCCACUACUGCCCCUGUUAAUAGGAGUACUGGCGAUCACGUUUUAUUACUUACAAUGGACCCUGACCGAGCUGUUAUGGGGCGGAACAAAGAAAACUAUGAAAAUAAAAUGAUAUAACACAUUUAUACUAUAACAAUUACAGAUAAUUAUAAUAUUAUUCUGUGUAGAUGUAUAUUAGCAGAUUUUUUGGUAAACAAAUCGAACCACGGCGCUGUUUAAAAAUGUCUCCGUUUUUUUUUCAAUAUUUGAUCACUUGUCACAAUAUCUAAUGCCAAUAUUAUAGUGGUGGUAGUCUUGACUCCGUAUAUUCACCAGUUUUUUUAUUUAUGGAAAUAUAAGCUUAUUGUGAUAAUAUAUUAUUUUGUUAUAAUGAUA
This is a messenger RNA of Nymphalis io (European peacock), 1131 nucleotides long. Its product is annotated as androgen-dependent TFPI-regulating protein-like. The record is from RefSeq and is a predicted model, not a curated record. Gene Ontology annotation, cellular component: membrane; endomembrane system. The transcript has 5 exons. Bases 149 to 868 code for a protein of 239 amino acids. Lineage: Eukaryota; Metazoa; Arthropoda; Insecta; Lepidoptera; Nymphalidae.